GUAGGUCGUAUGAAGCGCAAUACUCAAUGUAGGUUCUGGCUGACUCGCAGUGCAUGAAGGCAUUCAUAAAGAAAAGGGCUCCCGAUGCCUCAGAUAACGGAUCUGAACCUACAUCCGUAGAUAAAGUGAAGAGCUUCUUCUCAAAGUUUGGCAGUGGUUUGCGUACUGCUUUCGCCAAACCACAACAUCCUAGUGUGCCAGUUACUAGUCGUGACGUUAACAAUUAUUGUUAUCCUUCUGAUGAUCUGAAAACAAGCAAAGAAAUUGUUUCUACCUCAAGGGAGGCGGUUGACGCUCUUCAUCCUUUAAGAGGUGAUCGAGUUUCCCCUGCGAUUCAUAUAUUGAAUGAACCACGUGGUUCUAACCCACGAUCAUCAUAUGUCCGUGGAAAUGCAUCCCCUCAAAAUUCUGCUUUUCGAGAAGAAUUGAACUCAAAACUACGAAUUCGCCCUGGUCAUAAUCUUCCACCUCGAAUAACAACAAUUGCUAAGUCUGCUGAAAGUUCCGAUAGUUUCAUUUCAAAUGAAUCCUCUUCACCACAUCAAAAACAUUUAACUAGUCCAUAUUCACCUCCCCAUAGUACUCAUGUAUUGGCAACAACCCCACCUAAUAGUACACAUGAGUCUAUCAGUUCAACUCCAUCAUCCGCUGGUGCCUCAGAUUUAGUCAGUUUACAGCAUAAACUAGCUGUCAGUAGACCUAGAAAUCGUCGUCCACCAUCAAAAACUUAUCGUCGUACAUUGAAUAAAACGGAUGAAAAUGUUGUUGGCUUCUUUUCUUUAUCACCCAAGCAUGUUUCGACUAAUGAUAAUUUCUUUUCAGUUUCUAAUCCUCAACUGGGUCUUAUAAAAGAAGAAAGUGAAAUAAUACAUCAAAUAAGUGAAAAACCACCUCAUCAAAAAAUAUCUAACAUUCACCUACCCACUGAAAUAUUAACUGUAAAUACUGGUGAAUCGAUUAGUGAGAAUUCUGAUUCAAAUAAACUUGAUUCUUCACUUUCAGGACUAAAUUUAAGAGGCAGCGUAAAAUCUGCGUAUGACUCGAAUUCUCUGAAACGUAAAUCUGAUUCCUAUCGUAAAUCUGACUGUUUACUCACGUCAUUUGAUCAAGAAACAAUAACACCUUUCAAACCCCCAAAGAAAAGUACAGGAUUCGAGAGAAUAAAAAUAAAUUCUACCAGUGAUUUCCAUAAUUUAACACCGCUGGCAUCAUACAAUGGCGGUGAUCAACAUAUUCGUCCACGUUCCAUGUUCAUUCCAUCAUCCGGUAAUGAAAUUCAAUCAUCACAGAUUUGUUUAAAAACAAAAGAUGUAAAUAAAAACUUAACCGACCAUCAUGAGAACAAUCUGAUUAGUUCAAAACAAUCUUCUGAAUCAAUUCCAUCAAUUAUUUUUAUCCCAUGUAAAGCGUCUGUGGAUAAUAAAAGUAAUGAUACUAAUAAUACCAGUAAUAAUGAUAAUGAUAUUAGUCUCAAAGUUAGUAAUCAAACUACUCAUAUUAAUACUGAGACAAAAACACAUAUCUCUGUAUCUAUGAUGAAGAAACCUGUUCUGAUUGGUGUUGAAGAAAAUUCAAAUAAAUAUUCUCCAAGUCCUAGUCCUCAAACAGUGGCCUUACGUCAAAAAUUUGGUGAAACUUCUCGUGUAUGUUAACAUAUUUUUAAGAUUGCCAUUUAUUAUUAAUGAAAAUACUUCCUUUAAAUUGUAGUCAAUAUGUGUAAUAAAUGUAUAUAUUCAGUUUUGGGACAUUAUUGUUUCAGUUUAAGUUUUCUUUUAAAAUGAUUCAGUAAGCCGUAAUCAGUUGAGUUCACCUAUGUCAGAUGUGGGACAGUUACCCAUCAAUGACACAUGGUUGUGCAAUUUCACAAAUUGAUUGAAGUUAAACCAUUAAAUGUGUUGACUCAGUAGUGUAAAAGGUUAAGCUCUUACUGCGAUACCUAAAGGUCCUUUGUUCAAUCUCUUUAGUGAAGUUACGGAUUCGCAAUACUAAGGAGUCCCAUACUAGGACGGAACAGUUGUCCAGUAUUUUCUUGUUUUCAAUGAUUGCCUAACUAAAACCAAUCCGUGAUGCGAAUGAUACAAUUCAACAAUCUCCAAAAAGUCGUUCUAUGUGGUAAUAAUAUUUCAGUAACGUAUUAUUUUUAGCCAAAUUAAAAUUGUAAAAUGGCGUUCAUCCAUUCAUUGUACAGAAUGUUGAUCAGUAAAAAAUCGAAGAAGUUCGACUUUUAAAAUGAUCUUCACAACUCCGUCUCCAUAGUAAUCAUAUCGUCUUAUUCGACUAAAUAGUGAUUACAUGAAAUUCAGUCGAAUAGUGUUCAUCUCAACAGAUAAAUCGCAUUACCCUGUUGAAUUAAAUGCAAUAAAUAAAGGCUUGUUCAUCAGUUAAUGUUGUAAUUAUAAACUAAAAAAUUUAUUUCAUUGAAUUAUACUCUCAGGCUUACAAUCAUCAGUACUUAUUAGGUUGUCGAUUGUCUGUAGACUAUCGGAUGAAUCGUGUUGAUUAGUUCAACUGUACCCUCUUGAGUUAUCUUAUUGUUAAGAUGUAUCUUAAUUUUAAAUCAAUUAAAUCACUGGAGUAGUCUGUUAAUCACAUGAAAAUACCUCAGAUGGUUUAAUAACAGAUGACAUUAAAUACCAUGAAAUUUUUUAUUUAUUAGUUUCUAUAUUAGUUUACGUUAAUUGUUUGAUGGAUAAAAUUUUUAUCAGCACUAUGGUACAAAAAUUGGUGAAAUACUCAAUAAAUAAUUCAUGUAAACUGUGGAUCCUUUCUAGUAUCAAUUUAAAGAAAAAGUAUAUUGACGAUUAUAUAACUUUUAUUCAUUGGUAGUAAAAAAGAAAAUAAUUGCAAGCCAAUGAAUGUAUUUUCAUCAACUGGAUAUUUUGUUUCAAUCUCUUAAUUCUACUGACUAAGAUAAAUAUAUAUCAGUAGUUGAAGUAGAUAUAUUUAUGUUGAUUGUGGGAUCUAUCAGCGAUGAGAAUAAAUAAAAUACCGCUUAACUAUUGAAACCAAAUAUAUGUAGUCAUUUUUCAUAUUCUCUGAUAAACAGCUUUACAUUGAUUAAUUUGUUUUAAUCCGAAACCUUCAUGGUUCAGAGAUCUAAAAUUAUCAUGCUGUCUACAAGAUAUGUAUAUCCGAGAUUCAAUAUCAUGUUAAUACAUGCUGCUAAAGUGUCAAAUGAGAACAAAAACUGUCCAACUUUUUCUAGUUUUCAGCGGUUCUCUAUUUGAUACUAGCCCUCAGAAUAUCUAAGUAUCAUCUCUACAAUCUCCUUAAUCCAAUUAUAUUUUAAUCCCUAAUAUUGAUGCAUUUUUAAAUAUUGCGGUUUUGAAGAUCAAUGUAAUCUAUCUGUGGUAAAAUACACGAUUACAGCAGUUAUAUACAUAUGUGUACUUUUUACUUCGUAGGAAAUAAUAUACAUUUUUCUUCGUUUGAAUGCUUUUAUAUAAAAACAAGUAUUGAAAUUACUGCUUUGAUACACAUCAAUAUAAUAUCUAUAUUUUUUUGUCUAUCCAUCUUUAAAUCAACAAAUACGUUAUAAUUUAUAUUACGAUAUAAAUAUAGCUUGUUACUCUUAAGGAUGAAUAAAAGUGAGUUUAUUUUAAUGAUUGGAAUUACUAUCAAAUAGUUUCUAAAAAAAAACCCGAAUUCUUGGUGUGUUUUUCUUCUUCUAUGCUACAUCCACUUUUAUUAUAUGAAUGACUAAAUGAAUAUAUAUGCAUGGUUAAUUUUAUUUCUUUCCUCAUUGUCUUUCAAUUUAUAAUUAGUAUAUACAAUAUUAAUUGUAAAGUGUUACCUUUUUUCAUUUUAUCAUAAGAUUAAUCCAUUUUUAUUAUAUCAAAUAAAUUUCUCAUAGUUUAGGCAUAGUUACUGAUUUAUAAAUUUUCUUAAUGUAUUCAAUUGAUAAAGUAUUUGGAUUUUAGUAGAUAAUAUCCAACU
This is a messenger RNA of Schistosoma guineensis, 3936 nucleotides long. The record is from the annotation of a GenBank genome assembly. Lineage: Eukaryota; Metazoa; Platyhelminthes; Trematoda; Strigeidida; Schistosomatidae.